AUGCCGCCCAAGAGGGCGCGACCCAGUUCGUCUGUCCCGGAACCCCGUGAACGCCUGACACUCGCGAAACUCGCCAGUUACGACGACGUCGCGACGGAUGCGCUGGUCGAUCAUGCUUACUUCUGGACCACUAUCCGCAAGAACCGCAACAAAUAUACCUCCGCUCGCGGUAUCCACGACGACGAGGUGGGUGGCAUUCUCCUCCACGAUGUCGUCGUUGCCAAGGACAUCCCCGGGGCAGAGCGCAAACUGUUGGAAUUGACCGGACUGAGGAAAUACUCGGCCAAUCUACCGAGUCCUCGUGAGAAAGAGUGGUUUCGCCGCCAUUUACGCAAAUACAUCCAAAUGUACCACCCGGAUUCCCCGUUCGAAGUAACCACCACCAACCGCUACCUCAUCACCCAAGCCGAGGCCGCCCUGUGCGCCCGCAAGUUCAUCAAGGCAGGCCAGGAGAUCAAAUACCUCAGUGGUACCCUUGUAUCCAUGACCAAGGAGGAAGAGACCGAUUUGGGCCUCACCCGGAAGGAUUUCAGCGUCGUCAUGUCCAGCCGUCGCAAAACCGCCUCCUUCUUCCUGGGCCCGGCCCGCUUUGCCAACCAUGACUGUGACGCCAAUGGCCGUCUUGUGACUCGAGGCACCGAGGGCAUGGCCAUCAUGACCACACGCGACAUCCACGAGGGUGAAGAAAUCACUGUCUCCUACGGCGAAGACUACUUCGGCAUUGAUAAUUGUGAAUGCCUAUGUUCGACCUGUGAGCGCAUGGUCCGCAACGGCUGGGCGCAGAAUGCCGACUCCGACGCGACCAGCAAGGAGUCAACCCCCGUAUCAGUCGAUGAAGCGGGUCCCGAGGAAAAUGAUUCCCCGAGAAAGAAGCGCAGGCGAGACUCUGAUGUCGAUUCAGAGGACCUGCCUUCUGUCUGCUCGACCCCGCGCAAACGCGCCAAGUUCUCGCGUCAAACUUCCAAACUGCGAGAGGAGAUCUCGCUCUCCGAAUUACCCGUGGAGUCCACCGCGACCCCUGAAACUGAUGCCCCUCUUACCCCGGGCCCGGAAAUCGAUAUCAAUCAGAUCCCGGCUGCCAUUGCGUCGUGGAGUCGACUCCCGAAGCCCCGUCUACAGAUGCUUUGCUCUCCUCCAUGGGGGGGCCCCGUGUUGUCAGAAUUGAAGAAUCCUGACCUCGCGGGCGCUGUCAAGGAAGCUCUCGCUCCUAUAGAUUCCAGUGAAAUUACCGACACACAACCUCCUGCACUAGGAGACCGUGAAUCACCCAGCUCUGUCACCGGCGAAUCCCAUCGAUCAUCAACCUCCAGCCAGCCCACCUCAGUGGACGAUCUCGCCAAGAUCGGGAGAACAGACCUCAUUGAGACUAUCAAGACCGAAGCCGAACCCAUCCCAGAGAUCAACGAGCCCGACCAUCUCACAGUCCGCGCACCAGGCGACUACACCCGCACACCCAAACUCCUCGGCCAAAAAUACGACCGCUGGGUCGAAUGCCAAACCUGCGACUCCUGGUUCGUCCAAUGCAACUCGUACCAAACCCGGCGCGAAUGUCCGCGCUGUGAGCGCCACUCCAAGCUUUACGGGUACCAGUGGCCACAGACGGAUAAAGGGCCCGACGGCGAAGAACGCGUUAUGGAUCAUCGCACUAUCCACCGCUUUCUCUCGAAUGAGGAGGCUAGUACGGCUAGGAAAGACCAGCGCGGUCUUAGUUUUGGCAUUACGCCUACGCCGGAACUCUCCGGUGCGGAGGAUGUUGAGCCUGGGUCUGGUUCCGGGUCGGCGUCUCGUCGUAGUACGAGGGCCAGUCGGCACCGGACGAGGGAGCUUCGCAUGACGAUGUGA
Molecule: messenger RNA, 1842 nt
Organism: Penicillium manginii
Lineage: Eukaryota; Fungi; Ascomycota; Eurotiomycetes; Eurotiales; Aspergillaceae
Product: SET domain-containing protein
Exons: 4
Coding region: 1-1842 (613 amino acids)
Cellular component (GO): nucleus
Molecular function (GO): protein binding; histone H4K20 methyltransferase activity
Source: RefSeq, a predicted model, not a curated record